GCGGGGGCGGGCGUCGGGGGGGGGCGGGGGCGGGCGCCGCGGCCCCCGGGACGGCGGCCGAGGGAGGCGCCGGCGGCGAGGGACUCCGCGGCGCCAUGGACGUCGAGAGGCUGCAGGAGGCGCUGAAAGAUUUUGAGAAGAGGGGGAAAAAGGAAGUUUGUCCGGUCCUGGAUCAGUUUCUCUGUCAUGUAGCCAAGACUGGAGAAACAAUGAUUCAGUGGUCCCAAUUUAAAGGUUAUUUUAUUUUCAAACUGGAGAAAGUGAUGGAUGAUUUCAGAACUUCAGCUCCUGAACCAAGAGGUCCUCCCAAUCCUAAUGUUGAAUAUAUUCCCUUUGAUGAAAUGAAGGAAAGAAUACUGAAAAUUGUCACUGGAUUUAAUGGUAUCCCUUUUACUAUUCAGCGACUCUGUGAAUUGCUAACAGAUCCAAGAAGAAAUUAUACAGGAACAGACAAAUUUCUCCGAGGAGUAGAAAAGAAUGUGAUGGUUGUUAGCUGUGUGUGUCCUUCUUCAGAGAAGAACAGUUCUAAUAGUUUAAACCGAAUGAAUGGUGUUAUGUUUCCUGGAAACUCACCAAACUAUACUGACAGGUCUAAUAUAAAUGGGCCUGGAACACCCAGGCCACUUAAUCGACCAAAGCUUUCUUUGUCAGCCUCCUUGACAACAAAUGGUUUGCCUGAGAGCACAGAUAGCAAAGAGUCAGACCUACAGCCAAGUGAAGAGAAAGUCCACAGUGAUUCUCCAGGAUCCGAAUCCGAGGUUUCCUCACUGAGCCCUGUUAAAAAUAAACAUCCAGAUGAAGAUGCUGUGGAGGCCGAGGAGCAUGAGGUGAAAAGACUGCGGUUUGACAAGGAAGGUGAAGUCCGAGAGCCAGCCAGCCAGACGGUGUGCAGUGACGGCUCAGUCAGAGCACAGGAAGCGGAAGCAGAGUCGUCCCCUCCGGAGCAGGACAGGGAAGGUCGCAUCAGGCAGCACUGCACAGAAGAGGAGGAUGAGGAGGAGGACGAGGAGGAAGAGGAGGAGGAAGAAUCUUUUAUGACACCAAGAGAAAUCAUCCCAGAAAGGAAAAAUCAAGAAAAAGAAUCUGAAGACACCUUAGCUGUGAAUGAAGAGCCUUCAGAGGAGGGUGCUCCCAUGGAGGACUCGGAGCGGUCUCCAGCUCAGAGAGGUCCUCCCCCAGAGAGGAGGGACGGCACAGGGGCUGUGAGGAGUGGUUCUGACUGCCUGGAGACGGAAGAGCCAGGAGGGCCCAGGAAAGCUGGAGAGGGCGUCUCGGUGUCACCCAUGGAGAACGACGAUGAUGAUGACGACGAGGACACCACAGACGUCACCGACGAACCCAUGGAACAAGACUUAACGACUUAGAGACACUUAGAGCAGUAUUUUACAUACAGUUCUGGUUUUACACUGUAUCAAACUUUUAAGUAAUAAAGUGGACCUUUAGUUUUACAAGAGAAACAGGCUGUAAAAUAAAGAACCUUAAGAAUAAACCCUGAAAGAGUUGUGCGUGGAAGAGCUGUGAAUACCGGCUCCUCUAGGUCCUGCUUAUUGCUGAUUUUCUUGUUUUGUUUGGUUUUUGCUUGUUUUUUUUUUUUUUUUUUUCCCCUUUCUUUUGGUGUACUCAAAUCAGUGGUUUGUGUAUAGAUUUUUUUUUUAUUUAGAAUUAAAGUUUUUAAACUGGAAGAUAAUUAUAAUUUUGAAAACUUUUUAAAGAUGAUCACAUUUGGUUUAUACAUACACAAGGAAGAUUUUUGUCUUGUCUCUAGUGGUUUCCAUAUUUCAGUCAUAGUUUGAACUUGUUAACGUGAAUUAUAGGGUUUCAUGUGGUUUCAGAUUUUAUUGUUCAACUGUACAAUGGAACUUUAAGUCAUAUAUACAUAUAUAGAUUAUUCUAAGGGGGAAUGUUAUAUUUUUCUGUUUCUAUAAGAGAUGAAUACAGUGAAUACUUUUUUAUUGGUAAUGACUGAGUUCACUUCUUUCAGAAGACAUUUUCUUUCUCUUCUGAGUAAUUGAGAUAAAAUCUGGCCCCUGUAAAACCCUGGCAAUCUUUAAGUCUGUUGAAAUACCAGGUUAAACACAUUCCAAGAGAUCUGUGCAAACUAAAAUUCUUUUGUAUACUUCUAAGGUGCCUGAGAAAAAAAAGACUUCAUUAUUUAUGAGAAAAUGUGCUUUAUGUUGGGAGUUGCGUAGGAGCAUUAACUCACUGUUUGGUAGAAUGAGUGCUUAGGAGCCUGACAGGAAACCAUCUCAGAAGAGCCCGCGGGUCCCGUUUCACUUGCUUUUCUGAACAUUGUGACAUUACACCUUUAUUUCUAAAUUAUUCUGUAUGCACACGGCACUGCUGUGAAACAGCACUGUACUGGAAGAAUUAGGAGGUACUUCAGUAAUGUACCUGAGCUAAAAUGACUAAAGCUUUAGGGGUACACAGAAACCACCAUGAUUUGUAUAACAUUUUGAAGUGAAUUAAUAUUUUUGAACAUGCUUCUUCGACAGCCAGUGUUAUAUUUUUCAGAUCAACACAAAGCACAAAGUUACUACUCUAAACUCAAUAUUUUCAAAUUCACAUAUUUAAAGUCAUGCAAGCUGCAACUUCCCUGUCAAAAUUACUGGCUGCCAAAUUUAUACCUGUUUCUUCAGCUGUACCUUUUGAUAUUUAGAAUUUUUAAAUUUCUGUAAAGUAGAUUUUGUAGACUGUAAUGUGUUCACUGCCUUUGUGAAGCGGUAUAAUUGUAUAAUUUCGUGUGUAAACUGAAUGCUUGGGCUUUCAAUACAGUAUUCAUAUAAAGCAAUAAAUAUUAAUGUUAUGAAAUAUUCGAGUACAUUUUUAUCAAAAUACAGAAGAAUUCCUUUUUAGUUUCAGUCACCUGAGGUACAGAUGGACCUACAGUAGCUGAUGCAAACAGUUUCUCACAUUGUAUCGUAAGCUCUGGGGGAUUUGGAGGGAAACCACAAAGUUUGCAUUUGACUACUUAGACAUUACUAUGACUAAAAAAUAAGGAAUUUGGCUAUUUGUUCAUAGAGUAAUAUACUACUGACUGACGACCUUCAGGUUCACAGCAGCUAGAUAUAGUUAUGAAUCUGUCUAAUAAAAUUGAGUGUUGAUUUACUGCACCCAAGAGAGGUGAAAAUCAAAUGUAAUUUUUAAAAAUUUUGGCAAAAAUGUUAGAAAAUGAAGCGAAUUUUGAAUGUGACAUUCAUGUGUAGUGACCUGUUACUCUAUUUUGUUGAGGGAUUGCCAGUGAGGACAGAUUUUAACCAUUUUAGGUUUAGAAACUUUGAGAUUUUCCUUAGGGUAUUUAUGAGAUUGUUGUCAAUAAACCUGUUCUCUAAGCUCCUUUGA
Molecule: messenger RNA, 3339 nt
Organism: Peromyscus californicus insignis
Lineage: Eukaryota; Metazoa; Chordata; Mammalia; Rodentia; Cricetidae
Gene: Ppp4r2
Product: protein phosphatase 4 regulatory subunit 2
Exons: 9
Coding region: 96-1364 (422 amino acids)
Biological process (GO): protein dephosphorylation
Cellular component (GO): cytoplasm; nucleus; protein phosphatase 4 complex
Molecular function (GO): protein phosphatase regulator activity
Source: RefSeq, a predicted model, not a curated record